Messenger RNA from Dentiscutata erythropus, 142 nucleotides. The record is from the annotation of a GenBank genome assembly. NCBI's taxonomy places the organism in Eukaryota, Fungi, Glomeromycota, Glomeromycetes, Diversisporales, Gigasporaceae.
CAUCUUUGCAUUUUGGGUUUGGCCUUAUAAACGUCAUUACGAAUAUAGAAUUGAUGUUGAAAAAAACAAAGUAUUUGGACAGUAUUUGGAAGUUUUUCAUAUUGCCGGCUUAGAAGAAUUAAUACCAGAUACUAAAUUUUGA